ACCACCACAUUCGAGGCCAAGAUUAGAUAUCGCUUGCCAAAAAGUCGGCGGCCCGGGAACUUCAGGUCCCGCUGCAUGCAGACAGGAUCCGCUACAGGGUAGCUACCCGACUUCCUAGGCUUGAUGGGGCAAAGCUCCGACGUCACUUUCUUGAGCUCCAAGGCUGCGACACGAGCUCCAAGAGAGACAAACUCUGAAUACAAGCGAGUGAGCUGUCAUCCAACGUCCAUGUGACAAUAUCGACGUGCCCCUUUCCAACCUCAGAAUCUGCAAUCUUGGCUCGGUCUCCCACCAACCACAGACCUCACGAUGCCAACCUAAACCCACGAACUCUCAGACACCUCCCAUCCCAACUCUAACAUGGAUAUCCAACCCACCACCUCCCGUCUCCGCCGCACCUUCGCCUACCCCACCGACUCCGACACCACGUCCUCCUCCCCCGCGGACCUCGCCCUCGACGAGCAAGAACAAGAAGAGCUCAUCUCGCAACUUGCGGCGCAAAACGACUUCCGCAAUGCCCAGUUCCGGCGCUUUCUGUUCCUGCUACCCAUCCUCUCCACAAUACCCUACUUCAUCUCACUCUUCCACCCUUCCGGCCGCGUGGACGCCAUGGUCGCCAUGCUAGCCCUGAGCUCGCUCGGUUCGACGGGCUGGAUGCUUUAUCGGCUGCCGCCAGGUGUAACUGGGGUGGCUUUGUUGGAUGCGUGGAUAGGCGGUCCUAGAUAUGGUUCCAAUUCAAGUUCUGGCUUGAGCUCGAACGUAGGAGGAGAAGGAAGUGGAUCGAGGAGGAAUCAUAGAGGACGGCGCAGUAGCUUCUCGUUUGCCCAGGAGCCCCACAGAUCGCCAUUGGAGACGUACUUGCCAUAUCUGAAUAUAGGACUAUGCGCUGUGCUGAUCUUGACGGGUUUGCUGUCGAAGCCUCACGCGCCACAAUCGUGGGGACAUGUCGGGCUGGGAAACUUGCCGGCAGUGGUGUAUGCGGUUGUACUGGCAGCGAAAGCGGUCAUGGGCGGUGUUGAUCCGGAGAAGGAGUUGAGUGAGCUCAAGUAUGAGUAUAAGGGUGCAUAAGGUGGUCAGGGAUCUAUUUCGGAUCUGCGCUACACGAGCAUACGAAGUGUAGGGAGACAAACCACGACAGGGGUGCAGCCAGUCUUGAUGGAGUAACAGAGCUUUGCAUUCGGCUAUUCUUAUUCUAACUCCUGAGUUUGUGUGAAUUUCUAUAUUAUAUUGACGAAAACAAUAUAUCUUCAGAGCACAUGCAUACAAAUAGCCCCCCCCC
Pseudomassariella vexata is the source of this 1279-nucleotide messenger RNA. RefSeq lists its product as uncharacterized. The transcript has a single exon. NCBI's taxonomy places the organism in Eukaryota, Fungi, Ascomycota, Sordariomycetes, Amphisphaeriales, Pseudomassariaceae. The record is from RefSeq and is a predicted model, not a curated record. Bases 361 to 1068 code for a protein of 235 amino acids.